Trypanosoma cruzi is the source of this 711-nucleotide messenger RNA. RefSeq lists its product as uncharacterized. The transcript has a single exon. The record is from RefSeq and is a predicted model, not a curated record. Lineage: Eukaryota; Euglenozoa; Kinetoplastea; Trypanosomatida; Trypanosomatidae. The coding region runs from base 1 to 711 and encodes 236 amino acids.
AUGCAAGAGAUUGGCUUCACAAGGAACAGCCAAGCCACCAUGUCAACAUCUUCUUCUUCCUCAUGCGCAAACAAACGGGAUGUACUCAAUCGCGUCAAGGAGGUCCUUGAGGCGUAUGUAAAGUCGGGGGUGAUUGACCGAGAGGAUUUGAAGAGGCUGGCGAAAAGGUCCGCAGAGGCGAUUUUUCCACCAGCAGCUGUGGGGGCGGUUGAUCGAGCCACAUUGCAGCAGUUGAUGACAUUCCUUGACGAGAGCGGCGCGGAAGAGGCGGUGAUUGCUCCCAUUCGAGCGGCAGAAGCGGCGAUAUCUACGAGGGCGGCGGUUGUUAAGGAGGAAACUGAAAAGAAGGAACAGUCAAAGACGUCCAAGGCAUUGGUGGCGGAAGUGGGAUUUUCGCUUACCGUAUUGCGGGAACGGAUGGCGAAGAAAAAGGAGGAACUGCGGAGGCAGCGGGAAGAGGCGACGGUGACGGUGGAACAAAUGCCGCGGGGGGAUGCGUCCACCAUGACGGCCAGCGUUGCGCUGAGUUCGUUGCCUGGAGAAACGUCUCGCAGCAGUGUGGCGGCGGCGGAUGAACCACCGACCCGCAAGUGUAAGACGGAGGCAAAUACGUCGCUGCCGCUGCCCUCACUGCAAGAAGUCGAUCUUUACGCAGACCUUGAGGGGCCUCCUUGCGGCUGGCGCACGCAACUGCAGCCCAUUUCCAUGUAA